Sorex fumeus (smoky shrew) is the source of this 1887-nucleotide messenger RNA. It is a transcript of the gene PKNOX2, whose product is annotated as PBX/knotted 1 homeobox 2. Bases 418 to 1833 code for a protein of 471 amino acids. The record is from RefSeq and is a predicted model, not a curated record. Gene Ontology annotation, biological process: regulation of transcription by RNA polymerase II. The transcript has 14 exons. Gene Ontology annotation, molecular function: RNA polymerase II cis-regulatory region sequence-specific DNA binding; DNA-binding transcription factor activity, RNA polymerase II-specific. Lineage: Eukaryota; Metazoa; Chordata; Mammalia; Eulipotyphla; Soricidae.
CUCCGGGGGGCGGGUCCCUGUGCCGCUGACGUCCCGAGCAGUGCUGGGAAGUAUAGGCUGUGUUGUCACGCCGGUGUCAGUCUGAUGAAGAUUGGCAUCAGGUUCCUUCUGGGCCAUGAGGCGCCCACGGCUUUUGCAGACAGGACCCCCGUGUCUGUGCCGGCAGCUAGACAGAGCCAAGCCAACCGCAGGGCGUGGCAGAGGCGGUUCGAGCGGGAGGUGAAGUGCGGGCCCAGACUCCGGCCUCCCGUCCUCCAUGCUGCUCCCCAGCCGAGGCCCCGCCCACUGUGCUCUGGCUCUAGCUGACAGCGAGAGUUUCCAGCCCCACUGGGAGUGAGAAGACGGAGCUGGCCCCCGAGGACCACCCCAGAGGCAGCCAGGAUCACCCCAACAGUCCUCCAUGUGAAUCGCCCCAGGAUGCAGCAUGCCUCCCCAGCCCCUGCUCUGACCAUGAUGGCCACGCAGAGUGUCCCGGCCCCUCCCUACCAGGACAGCCCGCAGAUGACGGCGACCGCGCAGACGCCCUCGAAGGCCCAGGCAGUGCACAUCCCCGCCCCGGCGGCCGCGGCCAGCACGCCCGUUCCCAGCGCCCCCGUCGACCCGCAGGCCCAGCUGGAGGCAGACAAGCGGGCUGUAUACAGGCACCCCCUCUUCCCGCUCCUGACGCUGCUGUUUGAGAAGUGCGAGCAGGCCACGCAGGGCUCCGAAUGCAUCACCUCGGCCAGCUUCGACGUGGACAUCGAGAACUUCGUCCACCAGCAGGAGCAGGAGCACAAGCCCUUCUUCAGCGAUGACCCGGAGCUGGACAAUCUGAUGGUGAAGGCGAUCCAGGUGCUGCGGAUCCACCUGCUGGAGCUGGAGAAGGUCAACGAGCUCUGCAAGGACUUCUGCAACCGCUACAUCACCUGCCUCAAAACCAAAAUGCACAGCGACAACCUGCUCAGGAAUGACCUCGGGGGGCCCUACUCCCCCAACCAGCCCUCCAUGAACCUUCACUCGCAGGACCUCCUGCAAAGCUCCCCCAACUCCAUGUCCGGGGUGUCCGCUAACCCCCCUGGGAUUGUGGUGGCGGCGUCCACGCUCCAGCCGGGCAACAUCGCCAUGACAACCGUCAACUCCCAAGUGGUGUCAGGUGGAGCCUUAUACCAGCCGGUCACCAUGGUGACCUCCCAAGGCCAGGUGGUCACGCAGGCCAUCCCGCAGGGCGCCCUCCAGAUCCAGAACACACAGGUUAACCUUGACCUCACCUCCCUCCUGGACAACGAGGACAAGAAGUCCAAGAACAAGCGCGGGGUCCUGCCCAAGCACGCCACCAACAUCAUGCGCUCCUGGCUCUUCCAGCAUCUCAUGCACCCCUACCCCACGGAGGAUGAGAAGAGGCAGAUCGCGGCCCAGACAAACCUCACGCUCCUGCAGGUGAACAACUGGUUCAUCAACGCCCGGAGACGCAUCCUGCAGCCCAUGCUCGACGCCAGCAACCCGGACCCCGCGCCGAAAGCCAAGAAGAUCAAAUCUCAGCACCGCCCCACACAGAGAUUCUGGCCCAACUCCAUCGCGGCGGGGGUGCUGCAGCCGCAGGGGGGUGCCCCGGGCACAAACCCCGACGGUUCCAUCAACCUGGACAACCUCCAGUCCCUUUCCUCAGACAACGCCACCAUCGCUAUGCAGCAGGCCAUGAUGGCCGCCCACGACGACUCGCUGGACGGGACCGAGGAGGAGGAGGAAGACGAGAUGGAGGAGGAGGAGGAAGAGGAGCUGGAAGAAGAGGCGGAUGAGCUGCAGACGACGAACGUCAGUGACCUGGGCUUGGAACACAGUGACUCGCUGGAGUAGUGGAUAGCCCGGAUGGCGCUGACCGCCGCCUCCGCAUGGGCUCCCGGCCGGGGA